AUCCUGUCACAGGUGAUGUCACAAAUAAGUUUAAGAAACGCACAGCUCUAACCAAAAAAAUUCACAAAACCGGUUCACGAGCUACCGUGCUGCACCUGCCAUCCCUGUCUCCUCCUGUUUUGAUUUUGUUUUUCUUUCGUGCUUCCGAUGUGUUACAAAGCACCUGCUCAACAGUUCGUGUUCUUACAAGCAGUCUGCUACUUAGUUCCAGAGUCAGACUCAGUCAGCAGUGGCCCGCUGCAUGAAAUAGGUCUACGCAAGGUCUACUUUUGGUUAAAACUAAAAUCAGCCUGUGUAUGAAUGUUUUUCUCUGAGGUAUUCGUAGACCGGAGCGCGAAGUUUCCACUCGCACUGGGAAACCCCUUCCCACAAAUCCCUGUUCUAGUCACUCGCGAACCUGUUUGAGCUGCGGGAUGCGAGGGAGUGUGUGUGUGUUGGGGGAAGGGGAGAAACGAGGGAAGGGCUGAAGAGCAUGUGGGAAGAGGAUGGAGGUUGGUGAGGAGGAGGAGAGCUGACGCCUUCACCUAAAACCUGCUGCCCCUGCGCAGUAUCACUCAUCAUCCACCGCCACUGCUCUCUCGAUCAUAAACCGUCGUGGCUGCUCCGUUUUUUUCCCUGCCUCCCGCGCUCUCUCUCUCUCACGGAUGGUGCUGGUGGUGCGGAGAGUGUUGCCUUGACUGACUACAGCAAAUUUUCGAGCUCAUCAGGUUUUGCUGCCGCAGCAUUGGGCUCCCUGCCCCCGAGGCGCUAACAGUGUCUUCGUGUUUCAGUUUUCAUCCUCGCAGGACUUAAAUACAUUUUCAGGCAGCGUGACGGACCAUCAGUCCUGCUGCGACACCGUCUCCUCACCUGCCAAACACUCAACGGUUUCUGGAUCCUCUCCACCUGUGUACCUGUUGCUGUGACGAGCACCCAACUCACCCCAAAGGUGGGGACGUUCGACUCUGGUCCGAUGUUUCUGAAGGUUGUACCUUCGCGUCACAAACGCAGAGACUCGGGUAGACACGGGUAGACGGUAAUCAAGACCGGAAGUGCCUGAACUGCACGUUGAAGGACUUUCACACACACAGAGGGAGGAGUGUAGAUGGUCCCGAGGGUACUAUGAACUAACCCUGCCUAGUUGUACUACAUUUCUGCCACCAAUGUGAAGUCUGCUUCGGAAACCUUUGACAUUUCCAGGUCGGUAUAAACCGCUUGUCCACUGGCAAGAGAAAUAAUUUCAAGUGGAUUAUUGUUCCCUGCGUCUGACAAGAGGCGUUCUUCAAGCCAUCCUGAAAAGUAAUAACAGCCUGAUCACAUGUCAACACUUCACGAGAUUUGAAAAGUGAACUGGAGAACAUUCAGCAGCUCCAUUUCUUUAGUCAGGACGAAGCAACAUAUAUAUAGAUCGUUCCACCGCUACCUGUCGCGUGAGGUGUGUUCCAGUAACCACAGCAACAGCAGAAACAAAUACUAGUAGCUCUACAGGCUACCAUGGGGUGUGUGUCUAGUAUACCGAUAUGCCAACAGUGCGCUAAGAAACGGAGCUCGGACGCCGUCCUCACCAACAUUAACACCACGACGACGCCGGUAGACGUUGCCAGUCAUCCCCGCUACGACAGGACUACAGACAUCGGUCGUCGCAACACCGCAGCCUUCCCUAAUGAUGUCUCCCUCGUCUCCUCGGACAUCAGAGAGCCUGACCCAGCCCUCGACAAAGACGUGCUGCGAGUUGAAAACGUCGACUUUAAGGUCAAAGAGAACACACGCGCCCACAACACUUUCGAGUAUGACAUCGCGGAAACUGAGGACCCCAAGUUGGUCAUUCGCCGAGGGCAGCCAUUCAGCGCCGUCUUCACCUUCUCCAGACCCUACAACGCCGAGCAGGACGACCUGAGGCUCGUCUUUCAGAUCGGUGACCGGCCCAUUGUUAGCAAGGGAACCCAUGUAGAGUUUGUCCUCUCCGACAAGGAUGAGCCCAACCAGUGGGGGGCGAAGAUCGACAGUCAGUCAGGCAAUACUGUCAAUGUGACCUUUUUCACACCACCUGACUGCAUUGUGGGCAAAUGGAGCUUCAAGGUUGAUGUUGUGCGUAGAACAGACAACCAAACUUCUGUGUUCCGCUACAACUACAAGGACCCAAUCUACAUCCUCUUCAACCCAUGGUGCAAAGAGGAUGCUGUCUACAUGGAAAAUGAAGCAGCAAGAAAGGAGUAUGUUUUGAGGGACACGGGCAAGGUCUUCACUGGCACCACUGACCGUAUCACAGGCAAGCCAUGGGCUUUUGCCCAGUUUGAUGGCAAGGUCCUGGAUUGCUGCAUUUAUUUGUUAGAAAAUUCAGACAUAAAUAUUGCAGUUCGAGGCAACCCAAUCCCUGUUGCACGCAAGCUGACUGCUAUGAUCAAUGCACAAGAUGAAGGAGGCGUACUGGCAGGAAACUGGUCAGGUGACUACUCAGGUGGGAAAUCACCACUAUCCUGGUCGGGCAGCCGGCCAAUCCUGGAGCUGUACUAUGCUCAGAAAUCCACAGUCAAAUUUGGGCAGUGUUGGGUUUUCUCUGGUGUGUUGACCACAGUGUUCAGAGCUCUUGGCAUUCCUGCUCGCAGUGUCACAAACUUCGCGUCAGCCCAUGACAGUGACACAUCAAUUACGAUUGAUUCUCACUUUAAUGCUAAUGGCGAACCAAUGGAGCAUAAGAAUGUGGACUCUGUAUGGAAUUUCCAUGUUUGGAAUGAAGCUUGGAUGGCAAGACCUGACCUUUCACCCGGCUAUGGCGGCUGGCAAGCUUGUGAUGCUACCCCCCAGGAGACAAGUGAUGGUGUUUACUGCUGUGGACCUGCAUCUGUCCGUGCAAUCAGGGAAGGUGAGGUCAACCUCCCAUAUGAUGGCCCCUUCGUCUUCGCAGAGGUGAAUGCUGAUAAAGUUUAUUGGAGGCUGAACAAGAUCACAGGCAAAGAUGAAGUUGUCCAGAUUGUUGAAAAUGUUGUGGGCAAGAAUAUCAGCACUCUUGCACUGGGUAGUGAUGAAAGGGAAGACAUCACAAAGUACUAUAAGCCUCCUGAAGGAAGCGCCGAAGAGCGUGUUUCUGUGAGAAGAGCCAAUCUGCUUGGGUCUAAGCUUCAUAACAUCUACACCUCUGGACCAGAGGAUGUAAAGGUUGAAGUUAGUUUUGACACGGACACCUUUGUUGGCCAAGAUGUUAUGGUGAAGCUUCAAGCUACCAACACUAGCAAAGAGCAGCGAACAUUGGAUGGGCUCAUGACAAUCAGUACUAUGUACUACACUGGUGUUGUGGACAGAGAUGACCGUGUAGGGCAGGAAAAUAUUGAACAUUGCGUGCUGCAGCCCGGAGAGACCAAGGAUAUCCUGAUGACUUGCCACCCACAGGGCUAUCUUAAGAAACUCAAAGACUGCUGCAUGUUCAGUGUAACAGCCAUGACUACGGUCGGGGAGACCAAGCAGUGUUUUGUCAACCGAACUGAGCUUCGCCUUCGCAAGCCCCAUAUCAACAUCAAGGCACCAGCUAAAGGAACUGUGGGGACAGAAAUUGCUGUGGAAGUGUCUUUCACAAAUCCUUUGAAGGUCUCUCUCACCCACUGUUACCUGGAAGUGGAGGGGCCAGGGUUGACUGAGAAUCAGCGAAUUCCACAAGGUGAUGUGCAAGCCAGUGGUACAUUCAUAGCAUCCUUCAAGAUCAAGCCACAGAAGACUGGUGAGCGUGAACUCAUUGUCAACUUUAACUGUGACCAGCUGGAAGACGUUAAUGGCUCCUGCAAGAUCACAGUCUCAUAGGAAGGAUACACACCUCCUGAAUACAUUCACAGCCCAUUCAGAGUAAAACCUGGGAAAGCCCAGGGUGUGAAUAAACUGAAGCCAUGCUGAUUUCCUACACAACUGUGAUGUAACAAUUUGAUAUCAUAGCAAGGCUUUAGGAUCCUUUGCUUUUUGGCAAAGGCUGAGAACUAUUGCUAACAUCUAGUGAUAUUAUUUGAUUUGGAUUCAGCAGCUAUGGUCUAUUAGACUAUGGUCUGAUGUUUUGCAGCAGUGCCUUAGCUUCAGUUCGGUGCAUAUGGUAUACACUUUGCAAGCUUCCAUUCUAACACAUUUCAACUCAUUUCAUAAUUCCAGAAGGAAUUCAUUGAAUGACCUUUAAGCAAUGCCUGUCAUGAUAAUGAAUUGUAAAAAAUUAUAAAUAUCAAAGUAACAACAUACUGUUCUUGUGAUUCAUCAACACCAUAUCUGGCAAAAUUUAAUAGUUUAUUAAAUCUUGAAGGAAUGCAUUUGAAAUGAACACUAAUUCUACAAUUCACCGAGUGUACUUGCAUAAUUUUCCACCAUUAUGUACCCAGUAUUUAAUUCAUACUUAAAAUGCUGCUUUUUCUCUUCCUUGUUGAGCCAGCUAGGUGUGUUUCAGAAACUCUGAGUUCUCAUGAGGUCUUUUUCUUUUUUCGCUUAAAUGCUUUUGUAAUUGUCAAGUAAGCAGGUAAUUAAUAUACUUUCACUUUUCUUUAGUGUCUUAAGCAUAAACUAAGAUAAAAGUAUAUCAAAGAUCACUUAUACUCUGAUGCUUGUAUUAAAAUAUUAAAGCUUACUGCACUGGGGGGGUCAUUACAAUAAAUACUGUUUAGGAUAAGUUUUCAGAGACAUCUCCAGAUUUAUUGUUUAACAUCUGGUUACAUUGUAAACUGUUUAUGUUACAGACUGAUAUACAUGGAUUAUAAAAGGAAUGUAACAUUGAAAUUGCCUAAAAUAGGAAUUUUCUUGUGGUUUAUAUGUUCAGUGGCUAGCAAAUAUUAUUUGUUUUUUUAAUUAUGAUCGAGUUUGAUCAAAAAGUGCCAAUAUAGUCUUGUACUGGUUUAAGUGAAAUGAUUUGUUACAAAACUUGACGAUAAUAAUCCUGAUGAUUAUUACCACAUGAUACCUGCAUUUGAACAAAAGUAUUAUACAUACAUGUCCAUACACCCUGCAGAGGUAUUUUGUCCUUUCGUGAUGCAAAUGUUACAAUAUAAAAUGUGAGUAAAUUACACCUUUUCCUUUUCUUCAGCUGCAGCAGUAUUCUACCUGUUGAUUUAGUCAGGGGAGGGAAGUUUGAAGGGUAGUUACACAGUUACCUUUGUUUCUUUGACAUAAUAUUAAAGAAGGCUUGUGUAUUUUCUUGGACAUAAUUUUUACAUGUUGUAUCACUUAUAUAUCUGUACCUUCUAGUAAAUUAUCAUAAUCUUUUAUUACCAAGCUGUUUAUAUGUGGUGUUUAUCCACAUGGACAAACAAAACAAAAUUAUAAUAUUGAUAAUAUUGUUAUUGUUGGUACCGUAAGUAAUCUCUCCUUAAUAUUGAUUGCAUAAUGAAUUCUUCAUGUGAACUUUUUUAAUGAGAAUAAAAAACUCUUCAUUUCUCUGAAUUAUGCUGGCUACAGAGUAGUUAAAUCUUAUUGUGCCAUUUCAAUUUCUUUAAAAUGAAACAGCAGCAAUUUUGAUUUUUACUUCAGUGGUUGUGCAUGAAAAGCUGAGUGAUUAUUAACAUUAAGUCCUUAAGAAAUUACAUCAGUCAACAGUUGGACAAGCCACAAACACAAGUUACAUGCCAGUUACAUCAGCUGUUGCUGAAUUCAGACAAAUAUUUUUUAUUCAUCGGUAACAAAACAUUAUAUUUUCAUGACAACAUUAAUGAAAGUGAUCCUUCUAUUCUGCAUAGCAAACAUUUCACUCCUUUGUCUCUGAAUUUCAUUGAGAUCUUGAAAUUAAAAGAUGCAUUUACCAUUUGUUUCCAGAUACGAGCAAGGAUCUGUGCUUACAAUUUCUUUAUCUGCUUGAGCUAUAUGUAUUUAUCUUUCUUUUUUUUUUAAUUUUUAAAAUGUAGUUUAGAUGUCCAUUCUUGUUGAUUAGAUUUAAUCUACACUUAAAAUAGCUGCAGUUUCACAAUGCUUACAAAUUUGCCAACAUAUGUUCUGUCUGUUGACAUCAAUAUUGCUGAGUAAAAUUCAUUCAAAAAAUUAUAGAUACCUAUUGUUUUUGUUAUAAAAAUAAACAGAACUUAUGUGACAACCUUUGAAUGAUGAGGUGUUUCAGUAUUUCAGAUGUUGCAGCUUUAUUUUUCCAGAGUUUUUGGUGGCUUGUGUUUAUUUAAAAACUUCCUGAUGAGUUUCUGUUUUUGGCACCAUUUUAUUGUUGGUCAUUAAAAUUUGCUCAAAGAUGCACAGUUGUAACUGGCAUGAACUGCAGUUUCAUCUGUAAUCUCAUCACCAUCAAAACCAUGCAUCUUGUCAAACUUAAAAGAUUCAGUAGAAUCUGCAUUUUUAAACUUUAUAUACUGCAAUUUUUACAAUUUUUAAUAAAGCAUUUACUGUAUAAACAAAAA
Messenger RNA from Pomacea canaliculata, 6335 nucleotides. RefSeq names its product hemocyte protein-glutamine gamma-glutamyltransferase-like. The record is from RefSeq and is a predicted model, not a curated record. Gene Ontology annotation, biological process: peptide cross-linking. Gene Ontology annotation, molecular function: protein-glutamine gamma-glutamyltransferase activity. Lineage: Eukaryota; Metazoa; Mollusca; Gastropoda; Architaenioglossa; Ampullariidae. The transcript has 15 exons. Bases 1474 to 3771 code for a protein of 765 amino acids.